AUGGCUUCUUCCUCAAAGACUCAAAUUGGUUCAUCUUCUCAACAACACUUUCAAGAUCAACAACAAAAACUUCUUGUUGCACAGAAGACAUGUUCUAUUCCUUUGAAUGAAUUAGAGGUUAUCUGCGAGAUGAUGGUUGAUUUUGAUAACUUGGAAGCACAUGAUAUUCAUCUGAAGGAGGCCAUGACCUUUCAUGGAUGGCAAGCGUUCUUUUAUGGUUUGUGUGGUCCUGUAUAUCCAGAUUUGGUGAAAGAAUUCUGGGUUCAUGCAACACUCAUGCCAAAGGCCAAUCUCUCCAUCGUUCAUGGUGAACGUAUCUCCAUCACAGAAAAUCUUCUAAGGAAGUUGUUUGGGUUGGAAACUGUUGAAGGUGUUUCUGGAGCUGUUCCAGGAAGAACAGAGUGGGAAGUUAUAUAUGAGGAAAUAUACAAGGACGGAAAAGAAUCUACAGAAAUAAAGGAAAUGAAGCCUUCUUACAGAAUCUUGGCUAAGAUUCUUCUGGGUUGCGUCUACCACAGAAAGGCAACCGUUUCUUCAAAUUAUGUCAGCAAGAACCAACUAUACAUUCUAUAUUGCAUUGGUAAAAAGGAAAAGGUGGAUCUUCCGUUUAUCAUCUUCAACUACAUGUGGCAUCAUGUGAAGGAUUCUAGAGAUGAAUCCAGAAAGAAGAAUCCAAAGUACAAGAGAAAUAUCAUUCCUUUUGGAAGAAUCAUCACUGAUCUUCUGGUUCAAACAAAGAUUGUUGAGGAUCUGGAGAAGGCUGGCAUUAUCAAGGAUCCUUAUACAAUUAUUGGAAGCACCAUGAAUGCUCGUACUCUCAAGAAAAUGGGCUUAAUUGAAUCUAUUGGUACUUCUCCUCAAGUGAACACUGAAGUUAGGUCCAGAAGAGGUCUUGCUCUGGCUGACUUUGAGUUGUUCUUCAGAAAUGAACUUCCAGAAGUGAUCGUUCAAUACAUUGCUAUGCACAAGGAAGUAGGUUCUGAUUGUGAUCCUAUUUGGAUAAGUAAGCAAAAACUUGCCACUACUGCUACUCAAGUUCCAGAAGUAGUGCAAGAAAAAGAAAGAAGAACAGAAAGAAAGUUAGAUCUUCCAACAAUCAGUGAAGAGAAAAAGGAAGUUAAGAAAGCAGAAGAAAAGAAGGAAGAAUAG
This is a messenger RNA of Vicia villosa (hairy vetch), 1149 nucleotides long. RefSeq lists its product as uncharacterized. Lineage: Eukaryota; Viridiplantae; Streptophyta; Magnoliopsida; Fabales; Fabaceae. Bases 1 to 1149 code for a protein of 382 amino acids. The transcript has a single exon. The record is from RefSeq and is a predicted model, not a curated record.